This is a messenger RNA of Drosophila albomicans, 904 nucleotides long. It is a transcript of the gene Fbp2, whose product is annotated as fat body protein 2. Gene Ontology annotation, molecular function: alcohol dehydrogenase (NAD+) activity. NCBI's taxonomy places the organism in Eukaryota, Metazoa, Arthropoda, Insecta, Diptera, Drosophilidae. Bases 52 to 825 code for a protein of 257 amino acids. Gene Ontology annotation, cellular component: cytoplasm. The transcript is spliced from 2 exons. The record is from RefSeq and is a predicted model, not a curated record.
UGGUCAGUGAUCAGUGCGAUCAGUUAGUAGCAUUGCAAAGAAAGAAGAAACAUGUUCGAUUGGACUGGUAAGAAUGUUGUGUUCGCCGGUGGCUUCAGUGGCAUCGGAUUCCAGAUGAUGCACCAGCUGAUGCAGCGCGAGAAGCUCAAGAUGAUGGGCAUUGUGCACCGCAUGGAGAAUGCCGAGAUGAUGAAGAAGCUGCAGGCGGAGAAUCCCAGUGUCAAGGUGGUGUUCAUGCAAAUGAAUCUGAUGGAUAAGAUGUCAAUUGAGCAGACGAUGAAGAAAAUGGGACAGAUGAUGGGCAACAUUGAUGUGCUGAUCAACUGCGAGGAUGUGCUGCUCGACAAGGAUGUGGCGACCACAAUUGGCGUCAAUUUGACUUCAAUGAUCUAUGUGACGAUGAUGGCAAUGCCGUACAUGGACAAGACUCAAAUGGGACUCGGCGGCAUGGUCAUGAAUAUGUCAUCCGUUUAUGGGUUGGAACCAGCUCCAGCAUUUGCUGUCUAUGCUGCUGCCAAACACGGAGUUAUGGGCUUCACUCGGUCGAUGGCUGACAAGAUGAUCUACCAGAAAACCGGCGUCAUGUUCAUGGCCAUGUGUCCAGGACUAACCAACACCGAAAUGAUGAUGAACCUGCGCGACAAUGUCACCUGGCAUCACUCCGAGCAGAUGGUGGAGGCCAUCGAGAGUGCCAAGCGCCAAAUGCCCGAGGAGGCUGCCAUGCAGAUGAUCAAGGGCAUGGAGAUGAUGAAGAAUGGCAGCAUGUGGAUCGUGGACAAGGGUCAGCUGAAGGAAGCCAUGCCCCAGAUGCACUGGCAAAUGUAAACUGACAUUGGAAUUUGAAAUGAUUCGAGUAAUUCAUUUUUAUAUGCAAUAAAGAAAAUAAUUGUUGUCAAUUUUAAAA